AUGGACGCCCUCAAGAACGUCAUCAACAAUGUGCCCGACUGGGUCUCCCAGCUCGACAAGAUGGGCGACCAGAUUGUCCAGCGCCAGGCCCAGCUCGCCGCAUUGGCUAGCGAAAACACCGUGAAGCCUCUUCGCAACCGUGGAUCUACCGAAUCACUGAAGCAAAAGGACGAAUACGCCGAUGCCACUCCUGCUCCCGUCGAUGAGACGCCCGCGACCAAGUCAGAUACGCCCGAAGUCGCGUCAGCGCCCCAAGAUAAAGAAAAGACAGCGGCGAACCCGUCCACCCCCAGCAGCGAAACACCGUCGGCUCUACAGCAGCAGACGCAGAACGCCUUUACCCAGGCGCAAGCAUAUGCUAGAGCAGAGGUGAAGAAGCGCGUUCGGACCGCGUCCGUCAUGUCUGGUGAAGACAACCAGUCAAGAUACCGCAGCAAGACACAAGUGACUGUCUUCUACGACGAAUUUGUGGAGAAGUUCUUUGAAGAUCUGGUCAAGUUCGUGUCGGCAAGCAGGAACAUGAUGCGCAAGGCCAAGAUGGCGGCCAAGGUUGCAAGCAUCCGUCGCAUGGCGGAGCUUGAGCACGGAGACGAAGAUGACGAUGCUGGAGAUGGAUCCAUGAAGGCUGAUACGAACGCGUCCUUGGCUGCCGCCCCAGUUGAUGAGGCCUUGCCAUCUCUGCGGUACAUGAGCGCACGACGAAUGGGCGCUGGCAGACGAGGCGGACCCGGACCAUCAUAUACACGAGCCGGCCAGGCCGGCGGGAUGGGUAGCAACGUACCAGACGUUUACGACGAGCUCGACAAGCAUCUGGAGUAUGUGCAAGGCACGGCCGAGCACGCUGCUCAUCAGUUCCUCCGUGACGCGCACUGCAGGGAGGAGAUUGCCAACAUACAGAGACGUCUGAUAGAGACCAAGGAGUUGGCGGUCAAAGAGAUGGAUCGCAUAGAGAAGGAGGAGCCUGAUUUGCUGAGGGUGACCAGCGAGCCCAACAAGGUGCGGACUCUUCGACCUACGAGCAUGCGGCGGGAGCUCACGCCCGCCAAGGACAGCAAUCCGCCAAUAACUCCCAGGACGCUCGAGGUUGACGCGAGGCUUGAGGCCGAGUCCAGUUCCAGGACGCCGGUGACCAGGGCUGUCGAGGUGGACAUGUCGGCGCCACUCGUGGCUGACGAAUCGCCUAUCGAGGCCGAUGUUGAUGAGGGCAUUGUUGACGACGUACCGCCUCCGCGGCUGAAUUUCCGAUCUACAAGGGCAAUGCGAGGACCGACAGCUUACUAA
This is a messenger RNA of Colletotrichum chrysophilum, 1281 nucleotides long. RefSeq lists its product as uncharacterized. The transcript has a single exon. Bases 1 to 1281 code for a protein of 426 amino acids. The record is from RefSeq and is a predicted model, not a curated record. NCBI's taxonomy places the organism in Eukaryota, Fungi, Ascomycota, Sordariomycetes, Glomerellales, Glomerellaceae.